This is a messenger RNA of Eremothecium gossypii ATCC 10895, 1077 nucleotides long. It is a transcript of the gene MRX8, whose product is annotated as translation initiation/elongation factor MRX8. The transcript has a single exon. Lineage: Eukaryota; Fungi; Ascomycota; Saccharomycetes; Saccharomycetales; Saccharomycetaceae. Gene Ontology annotation, cellular component: mitochondrion. The coding region runs from base 1 to 1077 and encodes 358 amino acids. Gene Ontology annotation, molecular function: GTP binding. The record is from RefSeq and is marked provisional.
AUGGCAGCUACACGGCGAUCCGCUAACUGCCUACAACAGUUGCGAAGCUAUGGUAUCGAUGUAAAACAGCUUGUACUAAACACCAAGGUCAACGUACCUUCGAAAGAAGCAACUGUUAAACCUUCUAAAGUCCCUGUUACACUUUCGAAGCCCAUUCCCAAGGCAACAACCAGCAUAUCCAUGCAACUCUUUGAAGAGUAUAACCCUGGUAUAGUACUUCCAAAAGCUGCAGAUAUGUCACUGAUUAGUAGGUUCUUUAAUAGUUCCAAAGUGAAAUUUGAGUGGUGUGCAAGAGAAUACUUGGAAAUACCCGGUGAGCGAUACAAAAUCGAACAGGCGCAGCUACAGCAGCAAGAGCUACUUGACGAGAAAUCAUUUAAUGAGUCGCUCGAUAUCCGAGAGCCUACUGAAGCGUACAGAGUCUCGGCCGACAUCAAAAACCGCCCUAUCCCAAAUACAGAGCAACUUACCAGGGGGAGUUUUCUCCUGCAUGACGAAUUGCCUGAGAUCAUCUUCUUAGGCCGUUCUAAUGCUGGCAAAUCCACAUUACUCAAUAAUCUGACGACGAAUUUUAAACAGGUCCAACUCAAUCGUCAUGCAACUACCUCUAAGAAGGCAGGUCAUACGCGAGCCCUAUACUGCUACAACGUCGGUAACCGAUUGAGGCUGGUAGACUCACCAGGUUAUGGUGUUAUGAGUACGCAGCAACAGGGCGAAUGUACUAUGCAAUACAUCAGAGAGAGAAAGCAACUGAGACGCUGCUUUAUGUUGAUAUCUGCGAAGGAUGGCUUUACAAAGACGGACUAUGGCAUGCUGGAAUUCUUGAUGAACUAUGGCAUCGCAUUCGAAGUCAUCUUUACAAAAAUGGAUAAGGUUCGAGAUGUUAAAACGCUACGCGAUAGCAUAUCAACCAGUGGAAUCCUAGAUGCGCCUAUUCGGCCCAGACUAAUGUUCUUGAAUUCCGUAGUUAACAAAGCUUACCCAAAACGACUUGGCAUAGCACAUUUGCGCCAGACCAUUUUUGAAGCAUGCAACAUCAAGCCCAACACGCUUCCAUCUAAAGCAUACAAACAGUAA